AUGGUGCUCAAGGGCGGCGAGGUUGCUGAGCACAACAGCGCUGAUUCAUGCUGGGUCAUUGUUCAUGGUAAAGCAUAUGAUGUUACAGAGUUUCUACCAGAGCACCCUGGAGGCAAGAAGAUUAUCCUCAAGUACGCUGGUAAAGAUGCUACCAAAGAAUAUGAACCUAUCCACCCUCCCGAUACUCUAGACAAGUACCUCGAUGCCUCUAAGCAUCUUGGUCCCGUCGAUAUGGGCACCGUCCAGGAGGAGGCCGCGGAGGCAGACCCCGAGGAGGAGGAGCGUCUUGAGCGCGUUGAGCAAAAGCCUCUUUUGUCGCAAUGCUACAACUUAUUCGACUUUGAGGCUGUCGCUAGACGCGUCAUGAGCAAGACUGCGUGGGGAUACUACUCAAGUGCUGCUGACGAUGAGAUUACAAUGCGAGAGAACCACAGCGCAUUCCACCGAAUUUGGUUCCGUCCUCAAAUUCUUGUUGACGUUGAACAUAUCGAUUUCUCGACGACAAUGCUCGGCACAAAAACUGACAUCCCAGUCUACGUGACAGCCACAGCCCUUGGCAAGCUGGGUAACCCAGAAGGUGAAGUCGUUCUCACCCGCGCCGCAGCCAAGCACAACAUCAUCCAGAUGAUUCCCACCCUGGCAUCCUGCUCAUUCGACGAAAUCGUGGAUGCCAAAGCCGGUGACCAAAUUCAGUGGUUGCAGCUCUACGUCAACAAGGAUCGCUCUAUCACCAAGAAGAUCGUCCAGCAUGCUGAGAAGCGUGGUUGCAAGGGCCUUUUUAUCACUGUUGAUGCGCCACAACUUGGUCGUCGUGAGAAGGAUAUGCGAUCCAAGUUCACCGAUCCUGGAUCGCAUGUCCAGGAGGGUACCGAUACAGAUAACAGCCAGGGCGCUGCGCGAGCUAUUUCAACCUUUAUCGACCCUGCACUGAGCUGGAAGGAUAUCGCUUGGUUCCAGAGUAUCACCUCCAUGCCCAUUAUCCUCAAGGGUGUUCAGCGUGUUGAGGAUGUUCUAAAGGCAAUUGACUACGGCUGCCAGGGUGUCGUUCUCUCUAACCAUGGUGGUCGCCAGCUCGAGUUUGCGCGAUCCGCUAUUGAAGUCCUCGCCGAGACCAUGCCCAUCCUUCGCGAGCGCGGUCUCGAGAACAAGAUCGAGAUUUUCAUCGAUGGCGGUAUCCGUCGCGGAACCGAUAUCCUCAAGGCGCUCUGCCUCGGCGCUCGCGGUGUCGGUAUCGGACGACCUUUCCUCUACGCCAUGAGUGCUUACGGUGAGGCUGGUGUUGCUCGCGCUAUGCAGCUGCUCAAGGAUGAACUUGAGAUGAACAUGCGACUUAUCGGAGCGAGCAAGAUCGAGGAUCUACAUCCUGGUAUGCUUGAUCUUCGAAGCUUGUUCCAGCACUCUGCUGUGCCAUCGGAUAACCUGUCGUCUACUGUGUACGAUCCUCUGGCUGUGCCUGCGCAGAGACCCAAGGCUGGACCUAAGCAAGAAGCCAUCAAAGCGAAGCUGUAG
Molecule: messenger RNA, 1509 nt
Organism: Fusarium coffeatum
Lineage: Eukaryota; Fungi; Ascomycota; Sordariomycetes; Hypocreales; Nectriaceae
Exons: 5
Coding region: 1-1509 (502 amino acids)
Biological process (GO): lactate metabolic process
Molecular function (GO): L-lactate dehydrogenase (cytochrome) activity; heme binding
Source: RefSeq, a predicted model, not a curated record